AGGGGUGCUGGGGUAGGGGUGGGCAGAAGCAGCCCUCUUGGAGGUCGGGGUGACAGGGGUCUGGGUGGGGCGCGGCCGGGCUGCCAAGCUCUGGGAAGGAGACCUGGUGCUGUUGUAGGCCCCCAGCUGACCCCCCCAUCCCUGGCCCGGCCCUCACAGCUGGACCUUCUAUUCAGUCCAUGUCGCAAAAGCACAGGGUCCUUCCCACUGCCCUGGACGGUUGAGAGAUGAUGUUGCUGCCCCACCCAUGAGCAAAGGAGCCCAGGGAGGGCGGCACACCACCCCAGGGCCGCCAGCAGGCCAGUCCGAACAAGACGACCGAAGCUGCCCCCCCUCGCGCCUAGCUCCCUGCUCCCCCACGCACACCAUCAGCACGCCGCACCUGCCCACCCCCGCGGGCCCCCAACUUUGACCCUCCCCCACUGCAGCAUGAGUGGCCCUGAGCCAUCCACCGAUACCUCUGGGCCUGACACCCCAACCUGGCCGACUCCGCCCACCUACAGCAACCUUGGCGAGGUCCGCGCCCAGAUGCUGCCCUCCAAGGCCUGCCGCCCCCGGACAUCCAGGCCCCCCUUGACUGACCCGCAGCCCCUGCCCCCACCUCUGCCCAAGAAGACCCUGGCCAGGACCCGGUCCCUGCCCACCCACAGGGCCCCCGGCUCCAGCCCCACUCCCGCAGGGCAGCCUCGGAGGCCCUUUCUGGGGUCCCACAGUGUGGACGAGAGCCAGGCCGGCAAUGACCAAGCGUGGGCCCCUGGUCCCCCUGUGGAGCCACAUAUUCGCUCGCUCAACAGCCUGCUGGGCCUCGGCUGGCCCGACCUGCAUCGCCCUGAGGCUGUGCGCGCCUUCCUGGAGGCCCGGCAGCUGGAAGGCGUCCGUACCGUGCACGCCCAGCUCCGGGCCCGGCUGCUGGGGGGCCGCCCGGGCCCCUGUCACCCCGGCCACGGCUUCCGCCUCCUGGACAGCUCGCCAUGUGUGGACAGCGGGGAUGCCCUCUACUACCGCCUGGUGCGGGUGGGCGACGAGGCGUGGCACAUGCUGGCUGCUAAGGUGCCCAAGCCGGGAGCCGAGGAGCCCCACCCGUGGGGCCUGGAGCUGCAGGCCUCGCUGGGCCCACACUUCAACCUGCAGGGGCUGUGCGGCCUGGUGCCCGAGGGCGCACUGCCUGGAGCGCCCUGGAGCGGCCCGGUGGCGUUGGCGACCGAGGUGCCAGAGCGCACGCUGACCCAGUGGCUGUCUGAGGUGGGCAGGGGGCUGCAGCCGGGGGAGUUCCCCUGGGUCUCGGCCCUGCUGCUGCUGCAGCUCACAUCUGCACUGGAGCACCUGGAGGCUCGGGGCGCGGCCUUGGCAGAGCUGCGGCCCGAGAACCUGCUGUUGGUGGCGCCCCGGGGCUGUGCCACGGCCGGGCCCCCUCGCCUGCUGCUGGCCGACUUUGGCCGCGUCCGCCCCCAGCCCCCGGGACCCCAGGGCGCCCACGCGCAGCAGCUAAGCCACCUGCUCAGUGCCCUCCUGGGCCCCGUGGCGCCCUCAGCCACACCCUUGGCAUCCGGCCUGGAGACUCUGGCGGCCCGGCUGGCCCACUUGCAGCCCUCGGCGGCCCAGGCUCGGGCUGCGCUGCAGGUGCUGCUCUGGGGCCCCGGGCCUGAGCUGCGCGGCCGAGGAGCCCCGCUCGUGCCCUGGCUGCAGGUGCGCCGUGCGCUGCUGGUCCUGCACCUGGCCGAGCGGGCCGCGGCGGGGGAGGCACCCGGUCUGGAGGACUGGCUGUGCUGCACAUACCUGGCGGAGGCCACGGAGGCCUCCAUGGGCCACGCCCUGGCGCUGCUGUGGGACUGACGCCUCCCAAGGGCCUCCCCGAGAGGUAGGCACCCUUCCCAGGCCUGGUGCCAGAAGGCCAGUGGGGACUGCCUCCAUGAUAGAAGGGACGCCCUCUUCCAGAAACAGCCAGAAGGGUGCAGGACCGUGGACACACAGCCCCCUUUCUAUGCUGGGGACCUGGGCCCAAGUCCUUCUCUGGAAGCCUGGGGGCUGGGGCUAAUGACCAGUGCCUCCAAGGUUUUCUGACACCAGGACAACCCCCACCUCUACCAGGUGUGGCCACUCCCUGUCCACCAAGGUCUGUGUGAGUAUGGGACCCCUCCCCCCAGCUUUCAGCAGAGGCAAGGCUGUCCCUCUAGUGGAGUCUGAGGGUCACCGUCUCGGUUGAGGAGGUGGACGCUGUCCUCCAUCUCCCGCCCCGGAGCACCCCUUGUGCCGAGGACGGCCAGUGACUGAGAGUCUAGACCUGGUUGGCGUCUCCAGGGGGAGGGGAAGCUCCUAGAACCUGAGACGCCCAGUCCCCCAGCACAGCCCGCCUCAGAGGAGUCUGAACUCACCUGCCCAAGCGUCCCCACAGGGUCCCAUGCCUUCUGCCUCCCCCACUCUCUCCACCCACCGUGGCCUCCGCGCUCUUCCUCCGUGAAAUUAAAUUCUGUCCAGCCGCCAAGCUUCUGCAUGGGCUGUUCCCUCCGCCGGACUCCGAAUCUCACCUCCUCUAAUCAAAUAAAGUCGCUCCUCCCCGUGCCUGCCCCCAGAGCAGGGGGGACCACCUGGAAGUAUUUAUCUCACGGCCCGCCACCUGACCGUGUCACCCCCCAGGCUCUGAGCUCCCCCAGGGCAGAAGCCAGGCUUAAUCCGAAGUAGCUGUUUAAUCGCACAGGACGAUGGAACACCGGCAAGGAAGUCUCGUCUAGGAACCUAAGGGAGAGAACAGUGUCUCAGUUUACGCCUCUGAAAAAGGC
Molecule: messenger RNA, 2777 nt
Organism: Lutra lutra (Eurasian river otter)
Lineage: Eukaryota; Metazoa; Chordata; Mammalia; Carnivora; Mustelidae
Gene: PEAK3
Product: PEAK family member 3
Exons: 3
Coding region: 430-1833 (467 amino acids)
Biological process (GO): protein phosphorylation
Cellular component (GO): actin cytoskeleton; focal adhesion
Molecular function (GO): protein kinase activity
Source: RefSeq, a predicted model, not a curated record